GGGAGAAGAGGAUUUGUCUGAGGCAGAGGCAGAGGCGCCCGUCAAAGCGAGCCGGAGUCCUCUGAGGGAAGGUGGGAGCCUCCGUCCGCCUGGCCUCGGUUGAACCCCUCAGCGGCAGCAGGAGGAGGAGGCUCCAACAAGGCCGGUGCACUGGGCUGGGCUUCUCCUUGGUGGGGCGGUGGCCGGCCCUCCUCCUCCUCCUCCUCCCUGCCGCCCCGUUGCCCUCUCGGCCCUCCUCCUUCUACUCUGGGCUGCCGCCGCUGCUGCUGAGGGGAUUUGGGCGCCGGGGAAUUUCUCGCCCUGCCGCCGCCGCCGCUUCAUUUUGGGGUCCAAAGGUGAGCUGGAAGAAAAGAACCUCAAGGCCGCGCGACCACCACCACCUUCCUCCUCCUCCUCCUCCUCCUCGUCGACAUGUCGGGCCAGUCGAUCACGGACCGGAUCACGGCAGCGCAGCACAGUGUCACCGGCUCGGCCGUCGCCAAAGCCGUCUGCAAGGCCACGACCCACGAAGUCAUGGGCCCCAAGAAGAAGCACCUCGACUAUCUUAUUCAGUGCACAAAUGAGAUGAAUGUGAAUAUUCCACAGCUGGCAGACACACUUUUUGAGAGGACAGCAAACAGUAGCUGGGUAGUAGUGUUCAAAGCUCUAAUUACAACACACCACCUCAUGAUGUAUGGAAAUGAGCGUUUUAUCCAAUACUUGGCAUCUCGAAAUACCCUGUUUAAUCUCAACAACUAUCUGGAUAAAAGUGCCAUGCAGGGCUAUGAUAUGUCUACCUUCAUCAGACGAUACAGCAGAUACUUGAAUGAAAAAGCACUUUCUUACAGACUUGUAGCAGUUGAUUUCACCAAAAUGAAAAGAGGGAUUGAUGGUGUGAUGAGAACAAUGAAUACUGAAAAACUUCUGAAAACACUCCCAAUUAUUCAGAAUCAACUAGAUGCACUUCUCGAUUUUGAUGCAAACCCAAAUGAACUAACGAAUGGUGUAAUAAAUGCUGCUUUCAUGCUCCUCUUUAAAGAUUCCAUUAGACUUUUUGCAGCCUAUAAUGAGGGGAUCAUUAACUUGUUAGAAAAGUAUUUUGAUAUGAAGAAGAACCAGUGCAAAGAAGGUCUGGAUAUUUACAAAAAAUUCUUAGCCAGAAUGACCAAAUUGUCAGAAUUUCUCAAAGUGGCAGAGCAAGUUGGAAUUGAUCAGGGUGACAUUCCAGAUCUUACUCAGGCUCCCAGCAGUCUGCUUGAAGCUUUGGAGCAGCAUCUGGCUUCACUGGAAGGGAAGAAGACAAAGGAGGUUUCAGCUGCUAGCAGAGCAAGCACCCUAUCCAGUGCAGUUUCUACACUUGCCAACACAGGAAUGUCCUUCACUAAAAUGGAUGAAAGAGAGAAACAGCAGGCAUUGGAGGAGGAGCAAGCUAGACUUCAAGCACUGAAGGAACAGCGAUUGAGAGAGAUUUCUGUGGUGUCAAAUUCAACUUCUACAUCUGCCUCUCCAAGCACUUUAUCAGGGAAGAGUGUAAACACCAAUGCUGCAGCUGUUGACCUAUUUGCAACACCUGCUCCAACCACCAAUAGCAUGCCCAACCUUUCUACUGAUCUCUUUGAUCUCCAACCUGCAUUUGUUCCAACGGUACAGAGUACUCCAGCCAUAGCAACAUCAGCAGGCAGUGCCUGGGGAGGAACUUUCUCAUCCACAAAUGGUUGUGUUGGGUCUCCACCCCACCUGGACCUCUUUGAUAUGAAGCCAGUUGAAGAAGCUGUAAAAAGUACCACCCCUUUUGUGACAUCCUCCUUUACCUCCAAACAAACAGUGGAACUGUUUAGUGGAUAUCCCCUUAAUUCGGUACCACAGAAUACUGCCUCUUCAACAGUCAGUGUGGAUUUUGAUGCUGUAUUUGGUGGCAAAUCAGCAGUACAAGAAUUUAGAACUGCAACAGAUGAUGUAUUGCAACCAACAGUACAAGCUCAAAAUCAGAGAGUAGCUUUAAUUGGUCAGCACAGUGGGAAGAUUUUGGCCAAUGACCUUGAUUCUUCACUUGCUAAUCUGGUUGGAAAUCUUGGCUUUGGAGGAACACCAUCGAAAAAAUCUGAUAUGCAGUGGAAUCAACCUACAGAGAAGAAACUUACUGGUGGAACCAACUGGCAAGCGAAAACAAGCACCUCAACUACAUGGAAUACUGUCCCUAUUCCUCCUGCUCCACAGAUGGUACCUGCUCCAGUAACCUACCCACUGAAUACACCUCAAGUGCCUGUGUAUGGAAUGGUACCUGCUCAGAUUGGAGCUACUCCUAUUAUGGCACCCCAGCCUAUGAUAUAUACCCAAACCAGCCUAAGGCCAACAAAUCCUUUUGCACCUAUCUCUGGAACACAGAUACAAUUUAUGUAGACCCGCCAAAGCAGCAAGACACUUUGACAACCAAAUAUUGGUAGAAAGAAGACAGAACUUUUGAACUGCGGUCCCCACAAGGGCACAUACCUGCUUCCCAUACAAUAUCAAUUACUUCGAAUUGCUGUGCUUUAGAGAUUACUGUUAUGUCACUAUGGUAUGAAAUCAUGUUUGGUUUUGGAUAGCAUAAGACUGUUUUCAGUGGAAAGCUGAAGUAUUCUGAAGCUGAAGGUCAGCAAAGUAUGUAAGGAGAAUCCUGACUUUCCCUUUUUAAAUAAGAGCUUACUUGGAAACUCUUUGCAGCAUUUCCAUGCAACAGCUAGCCUCUAGUAAGCUAGUGGAGGGUAUAAUUAUUCUAUUUAUUUUCUCCCAGAAUUCUGCGGCCGUUGUUACCAUGGCACCACUUAAUGAAGUUGAGCAAUAAACCUUUCAGAUACUCUUAAGCAGUACCUGAUACAAUAAGACUCUGAGAAGAAUCUUGCAUUAUCAGAAAUGCCAAUAUUCUGCUUUUUCUCAUGCUAGACUAGCUUCUUCUAAUUCACAAAUUUUGUACUGUGAGUUUUAAAUGCUGUGAAUCAACUUUUAACUAAAUGUAGGCCAUUAACAGAAAACUAUAGUCAAUUGGCAUUUCAGCAGAGCGUUGCCUUGCCAAGUGGUGGAGCUAUGCUUUGGCAGAGACUUGGGCACCUGACCUAUUCUGAAGAAAAUAGUAUCUUACAAAGUAGAGUGUGUGCAGUCCUGGCAUGGAUGGCAAUAGCUGCACUUCCUUAUGCAGCCUCUUAUGUACAGAUAGCAGCAUCAUUUCAGACUUUAGGUAGUUGCCUUCAUGUCCCAGAAAAAAGUCUGCAGGUGGCCAGCAGCAAUGAGUCUGGGAAGUUUUUUGCCCUUAAUUUAAGAUGUAGGGCACCAGCAUUUUCUUAGUCAUUCAACAUUUACAGUGCUGCACUUUAAGAACUGGAAAAUUGUGUUCCUGAGCUCCUCUAUCCCUCUAUAGCUUGCGAUCCAUGUUGUGGGUAAAGGAGCAAAAGAAAUUUUUUAAAGGGCCAGUCACUACAUAAAACAAACUUUUUUGGGGGGGGGGAGGAGUGUAAAUAUUUGUAAACCCUGAAGUACAAAAAAUAUAUAUCUAGUACUGCAUAAUCUUUUCUUCUUCUUUGUAACACAUUCAAAAUGCAGAUAUUGUACUGCUUUAAGACAUUUAGCUCAAAUUUCUUUUGUAUUGAAAAGUUCAGACCAUUAUCCUUCAAGAUACUUAAGAUAUUAUUGCAGUGUAGGAGAAUGUAAGAUGGUCCAUGAUUUUCAAACCCAAUGCCCCAAAAUAAUGAAAGGAUUACCUUAAACAUUUUUUUAAAUUUGUCAGAUGGAGUCCAGGGCAUACCUAUGAGGGGAGAUGGCAAGCAAAAAAUGAUUAUUGUUAUUUAUUUUUUAAAAGAACAUUUUAACUGAAGAAAGCGUGCAAACUGGUUCUUUCCUUUCUAUCACUGCUAUGAUGAUUUUCUUGUCUUGAGCUCAUUGCGGUAGCAAUAACAGCAAAAAGGUUCUCUCUUAAAUGUCAAUGUGGCUUUCUUUCAUUAAGCUUGCCCCUUUUUAUCAUUUUAAACAUUUUGCAGCACUUGAGCUUGAUCUUCCAAGUGUUUUUGCCAAGUUAUUGGCCCUUGUUCCGUGGGAAGGGAUUUGCAGAAACAAAAAGUACUUUUGUGGCUCAGGCUGUGUCAAAUUCUAGAAAACCAGUCUUUUCCCUGUAAGUGUCUUUUGUGUUUGUUAAUAUUGUGCCAAGAAUGUAAAUAUAUAUAUAUGCUUGCUUCAAGAAAGAUAUACUUGUUUUGUCAAACUAAACAUGAUUUUUUAAAAAAAGAAUCAUUUUUUUACAUAUGUGUUUGCAAUUUGUAACCACUAACUUUGUAUGGAUUAAAUGUUGCAAGUUGGAAAAACCGUUUCAGACCAAAUCUUGGACAUGUACUGGCAAAGACAUAAACUGGAUGCAUGUACAGUAAUUAAAUGUGGAAAGUGAAUUUUCAAGGGCUUUGGGCUUUAAUGUACUCUCCUGGUUUGUCCAAAACCAAUAUUUAUUGUAGCCCUAUACAAGCUGGAGCAGCUUACUUAAAGGCCUUGUUUUAGUUUAUAUUCUAGUGAGUUAAUUCAAAUGAUCCUCAUUUAGGAUUAUAAAUCAUGCUUCUAACCAAUUUUCUGUCUUUUAAUCCAGUUUGGACCAGUACAUAUAUUUAAAUUACACAGAUUUUAUAAUAACUAGCUAAAAUGUUUGAUCUCAGAGGCUGUGACCAUGUAAAGUUUGGGGCUGUAAAAUAGGCAGCAACCUUUUUUUAUCCCCCAGAUAUUAUUUUCUAAUAAUUCAGUUUAACUGUGUUUAAUUUAUUGCAUUUACUGGCCGCAGUCUUACAGCAGGGAACUUCAUGCAAUACCCACCUCCUCAGAGAGAGGGCAGCUUCAACUCUCAAAAUGAAUGGGUUUAUGUAUGUUGUUUUAUGUGCUUUCUACAACAUUAUACAGUAAUCAUUGAUGUAUCCAUUAAAAUCAGAUUCAAAGCAUCAUAAUAAUCACAAUAGUCCCAUGGUAGCAUAAGCCCCCAAUAUUUACACAUUCUUGCUUCUAUUCAUAUGCAAUUUAAUUCGUUAAGGAAGACCAGAUUUCAUAAUUUCUCUUUUCGUAUCUAACUUGCCAGUUCAGUGACCUGAACUCAAAAUGUUUCUGAGUAUGUGCAUCUUCUCAUGCUUACAAUCUUUGUAAGCAGUGUGAUACUUGCACAACCUAAUUUAACCUUUUCCCUACAACAAAUGUUUGGGGUUUUCCCCAUGCUCGUACAUGAAGGUAACCUUGUAAACCCUAGUAAUGGCAUUACUGUUAACCUGUAAUGAUUAUUUGAGGAAUUCUUUUUAAGAAUUGUUGCCCACUAUACUGGUGUAAUUUGGUCAGAUUCAGUUUUACAUUCUGUCUCCAAUAAACCUAAACUUGGAGGUUGUGCUUUUAUCCUAUAACCAAGGACUUUGAUUUUAUAAUAAAUGAGCUUUCUAGACAA
Molecule: messenger RNA, 5413 nt
Organism: Lacerta agilis (Sand lizard)
Lineage: Eukaryota; Metazoa; Chordata; Lepidosauria; Squamata; Lacertidae
Product: phosphatidylinositol-binding clathrin assembly protein-like
Exons: 20
Coding region: 412-2379 (655 amino acids)
Biological process (GO): clathrin-dependent endocytosis; clathrin coat assembly; synaptic vesicle budding from presynaptic endocytic zone membrane
Cellular component (GO): clathrin-coated pit; synaptic vesicle; extrinsic component of presynaptic endocytic zone membrane
Molecular function (GO): clathrin heavy chain binding; phosphatidylinositol-4,5-bisphosphate binding; 1-phosphatidylinositol binding
Source: RefSeq, a predicted model, not a curated record